Messenger RNA from Parathielavia appendiculata, 595 nucleotides. RefSeq lists its product as uncharacterized. The transcript has a single exon. The record is from RefSeq and is a predicted model, not a curated record. The coding region runs from base 232 to 531 and encodes 99 amino acids. NCBI's taxonomy places the organism in Eukaryota, Fungi, Ascomycota, Sordariomycetes, Sordariales, Chaetomiaceae.
CUGGCCGGUAGCCUCUUUAUGAUUUCUGUCCCGCCCCUCAGUGCAAAAUCUAUGAUGCUCUCCCCUCCAUCGAGCUAACUACCGGUGGGCGGUGCCAGCUGCCAUGCAACUCGGGCGUCCUGUGAGCCAUUCCUCAAGAUCCAGCCUGCAAGAAGUGUCCGACCAUGGUGUCAACAUUUGCCGCCCCGCUUGUUCUGGCCGCCCCCGAGAUGGUCGACGUGGAAGGUGCUGAUGUCGAACGAGAAAUCUGGUUGCCAGCUGUCUUCGAGCCCAGAUCCGUCUUCUUGCAUCCAACAGGUCUCACUAUCACUUGUCACCUCUUGUUGGUUUUGUCGAACUUCGUCCGCCCUGCCCUUGCCCUUGUCAGUUGACACACAGGUGUUCUCGGUGAGGGAUGCAGAGCUCGUCGGUGUGUUCUCUGUAGCGGAGUCUGAGUGGCUGGCCGAGGGCCCCGGCGACGAUGGAUCACUUGUUUGCUGGGUCUCAUUCGCAGACGGAGGAGACUGUGCGGUGUGCUCAGCUAGCCACUAAUCGAAGAUCAAGGCAAAGCAGCGUGAGAAGACUCGCGCCUGAAACGCGGCGGGGUCUUGGUGUG